GGAUCAUGGGAUCGUAUGUGGGAAUAUGGGGCGCGCUCGAACAUGGCGUUUUGGUGGUGGUAUCGGCGCGCGGACGAGUGAGCGAUCGCGAUAAACUUAUCGCACAAUGUCAUGUGGUGGUAUGCGUUAUAUGCGGUAACGGGCUAUGUAGUUAUGCUCUACCGGUUCGCGCUAUCGCGGUGUUGUAUGAUACAACUUCACUCCUGGAUUGGGAGCUACUCGAGUACGCACGGGUAGCAAAGCAAAACAAUUGGUAUUGGGUGCAGUGUUAUCGCUGGGAUAAUGAAGCAAGAAGGGAAGCAGAGAGAUGCGAUCAUUACGUCCGUAUCCUUCCUACCACUAUGGUUUUCAUACGAGUAGUCUCCCCUAUUAUACUCGGUAGUUUUGUCCCCAAGGUACUCCACUGACGUACCUGUUGUCAUCAUCAUUUCCUCCUCCAGACUCUCGACAGUCCCACCCGGCUGGCCUGUCAAGGCCCAAUCUCCAAUCUUCCAUUACGAAAACUCGUGCGUAUGAUACGGUAGAAUAUUAUACCA
Tuber aestivum (summer truffle) is the source of this 536-nucleotide messenger RNA. The record is from the annotation of a GenBank genome assembly. Lineage: Eukaryota; Fungi; Ascomycota; Pezizomycetes; Pezizales; Tuberaceae.